This is a messenger RNA of Ruditapes philippinarum (Manila clam), 2455 nucleotides long. RefSeq names its product E3 SUMO-protein ligase ZBED1-like. Gene Ontology annotation, molecular function: protein dimerization activity; DNA binding. The transcript has 3 exons. Lineage: Eukaryota; Metazoa; Mollusca; Bivalvia; Venerida; Veneridae. The record is from RefSeq and is a predicted model, not a curated record. Bases 148 to 2121 code for a protein of 657 amino acids.
UUGAUAAUGUCGCCGACAUCGAUUGUGGUCGAACAGAAUCGAUUGUCGCUUAGUGAUAAUUUUUGCUCCUUUGUGGUAGUUAUUUUUCGUAGUUUUUUAGCUUUGCGCUAUUUAAUUUGAAUACUCUUCAAUCUUCACGAAAACGGCAUGGCGGAGGAAAAAACCCAGACCGAUUUGAACAAUAAUUCUCAGGCUGUAUUUCCCUAUCCAGGGAAAACAUCAUCAAAUGUCUGGAAUCAUUUUGGUUUCCACAAGCUAAAUAUUGAAGGACCCGCUACCCGUGAUAACUUGGACAUGGCUAAAGUUGUGUGCAAGCUUUGUGGUAAAGGAUAUGCAAAUAAAGGGAACACCACAAAUCUACAAGCUCACUUAGAUGCCACUCACAGGCAGUCUAUUGGAAUGAAGAAAAAUCUUGGGAUGCAGAAGCAACCAACAAUUUCAUUUCAAAGGCAAAUACCUAAGUUGUCAACAGAAAAACGGGACAAGACGGAUGAUUCAUUGUUGAAACUUCUGGUUGGGAAAGCUUUACCCCUGAGUUUAACUGAAAAUCAUUUCUUCAAAGAAUUUGUACAGGAAUUAAAUCCUGGAUACACUGUUCCAGGAAAAAAGGCUGUAAUGAGGGCUCUUGAAAAGAAAAAUGAAGAAAUGCACAACCGAGUAUUGACUGAUCUUAAAAAUGCUCAAGGUGUAAGUUUAACUCAUGAUGGCUGGACUAGCAUGAACACGGAAAGCUUUGAUACAGUGACUGCUCAUCUUAUUUCAGAAGACUGGGAAUUAAAAAGUAUGGUUUUGCAAACUAAAAAAAUUGAGGGUCAGCAUACAGGUGAAAAUAUUUCUAAAAACUUGCUUGAGACCACAAGUGCUUGGGGAAUCACUAAAGUGACAUCUAUAACAACUGAUAACGCAGCCAAUGAACAGAAAGCUGUUAAGUUACUUGAUUGGAAUAGAUUUGGAUGCUAUGGCCAUAGAAUUAAUCUUGUUGUGAAAAAAUCUUUAAACAUUCCUGAAGUUUCUUCACUGCUGAAGAAAGGCAGAAGACUGGUUACAUUUUUUCACCAGUCAUCAUCAGUGAAUGACCUUCUUAUGAUUAAACAAAAAGAUCCGUCUCACUGCAGAAAUCAAAAUGAUAUUGGACACAAGCUAAUAAUGGACUGUGUCACAAGGUGGAACAGUACCCUAUCUAUGUUAGAGCGGUUAAUCGAACAGAUGCCCUAUAUAACUGCCGUAGCAAAUGAUAUUAGUAUUUCCAAGUCGGCUGGAGUCACAAUUAAGUCAAAUUUGUUUACUUUUGAAGAACAGACCUUGGCCGAAAAACUUGUCCAAAUAUUAGAACCUUUUUUGAAGGCAACGCAGAUUCUUUGUGCACAGAAUAACCCGACAAUGCACAAAGUUAUUACAACAAAAAUGAAAAUUAUGAAAUUUAUUUCAAUUGCUGACAGUGAUGAUGACAUUAUCAGGGAUGUAAAAAGAAAAAUGAUUGAUGAAAUGAAUGCUCGUACUGAGACAGAGGAUUUUGCUUUGCUAGGAGCAGUUUUAAAUCCUGACACUAAAGGGCUACAAUUCCUUUGCCAAGAAGAAAAAGAUCAUGCCAUGGAAAUUCUCAAGGAACAGGUGAAAAAUGUAAAUCUGUCUGGUAAAAUAAAAAUUGAAAAGAUAGAAAUCAAUGAAGGUGAAAAUACUUUGCCACAGUUACCCAGUCUUCCAUCAGAAAAUGUCAUUAUUGAAAAUGAUUCAAAUAAAAGUAUUGUUGAAAGCCCAGCAAAGAAAAUGAAAAUUAUGUGCAGUGAUGCAAAGUGGUUGGAGGAUGUAAUUAUUAUUGGUGAAAGCCAGAAUACUGAUGAUGACAUUAUUGAAAAUAAAAUACAGAGAUAUUUAGACUCACAGCGGCAAAAUACUGACACUACUUUGACAUUACUUGAAUGGUGGAAAUGUAAUGAAUAUUUGUACCCAAGAUUAGCAAAAGUUGCAAGAAACAUUUUAGCUGUACCUGCAAGUUCGGUCCCCUCGGAAAGAGUCUUUAGUCUGGCAGGAAAUAUAGUUAAUAAGAAAAGAUCUAGAUUAAAUGCUGACAAUAUAGACAAAUUGAUUUUUUUAAAUAUGAAUAUGAAAAUGUAUUGGUAGUUGUAACUUGCUAGUAUUUGCAUGUAAGUAAACUGUGGCAGGAGUGAAGGAUUUGUAUUUUGUAAUAAUUUUGUUAAAUAGGCACUUAAAUAAAAACUUUAUUUUUGAUUAAAUAAGUAAAUGCUGGCAACAUGGACACAUUGAUUUUUCUGAAUAUGAUUAUGAAAAUCAUUACAUGUAUGUAAAGUGGUAAACUGUGUCUGAAGAAUUUGUAUUUUGUAAUAUGUUAAAUAGGCACUUAAAUGAAAACUUUAUUUUUGAUUAAAUAAGUAAAUGCUGGCAACAUGGCCACAUUGAUUUUUCUGAAUAUGAAUAUGAAAAUCUUUACAUGUAU